Messenger RNA from Zalophus californianus (California sea lion), 1839 nucleotides. It is a transcript of the gene KLHDC2, whose product is annotated as kelch domain containing 2. The record is from RefSeq and is a predicted model, not a curated record. NCBI's taxonomy places the organism in Eukaryota, Metazoa, Chordata, Mammalia, Carnivora, Otariidae. The transcript has 14 exons. Gene Ontology annotation, molecular function: protein binding. The coding region runs from base 322 to 1653 and encodes 443 amino acids.
UGGAGGCGGGGCGGGCAGGCUGGAAGCUAGUCCUGGCCCCAAGUGGACCCCCCUUUCGGCCGUGCUGCCGGCGGGGGCCAGCCGCCGCCGCCCCCAGCCCGCGACCCCGCGGCGCAGCCCAGGCGGCGGAGAGGCUGUCCUCGCUGAGAAGGGCUGGGAGGGCGCGGGCGGCGAGCGGGCGGCCCGCGAGCGGCCUUCACGCCGUCCCUUUCGCCGCCGCCUUCUGCUCGCCUCUCGCCGCCGUGCAUUUCUUCCUUUUCCUUUGUCUCUUCCCCCCUGGCGGGUGUGAGGAUUGUUGGUGAACAAAAGUGCAGCCUCAAGAUGGCUGAUGGCAACGAGGAUCUGCGGGCGGACGACUUGCCGGGGCCAGCCUACGAGGGCUAUGAGUCCAUGGAGCUCGCCUGCCCGGCCGAGCGCAGCGGCCACGUAGCGGUGGGCGACGGGCGCCACAUGUUCGUCUGGGGCGGCUACAAGAGUAAUCAAGUCAGAGGAUUAUAUGACUUUUAUCUGCCUAGAGAAGAACUGUGGAUCUACAACAUGGAGACUGGAAGAUGGAAAAAAAUUAACACGGAAGGAGAUGUUCCUCCUUCCAUGUCAGGAAGCUGUGCUGUGUGUGUAGACAGGGUGCUCUACUUGUUUGGAGGACACCAUUCAAGAGGCAAUACAAAUAAGUUCUACAUGCUGGAUUCAAGGUCUACUGACAGAGUAUUACAGUGGGAAAGGAUUGAUUGCCAAGGAAUUCCUCCAUCAUCAAAGGACAAACUUGGUGUCUGGGUAUAUAAAAACAAGUUGAUAUUUUUUGGAGGUUAUGGAUAUUUACCUGAAGAUAAAGUAUUGGGAACUUUUGAAUUUGAUGAAACAUCUUUUUGGAAUUCAAGCCACCCAAGAGGAUGGAAUGAUCAUGUACAUAUUUUAGACACUGAAACAUUUAUCUGGAGUCAGCCUAUCACUACUGGUAAAGCACCUUCACCUCGUGCUGCCCACGCCUGUGCAACUGUUGGAAACAAAGGCUUUGUGUUUGGAGGCAGAUAUCGAGAUGCUAGAAUGAAUGAUCUUCACUAUCUUAAUCUGGACACAUGGGAGUGGAAUGAAUUAAUUCCACAAGGCAUAUGCCCAGUUGGCCGAUCUUGGCACUCACUAACACCAGUUUCUUCAGACCAUCUCUUUCUCUUCGGAGGAUUUACCACUGAUAAACAGCCGCUAAGUGAUGCCUGGACUUACUGCAUCAGUAAAAAUGAAUGGAUACAGUUUAAUCAUCCCUAUACUGAAAAACCAAGAAUUACCAGGCCUGAUACUCUGCGUAUCUCAGGCAGAUCCAACAUCCAGGUCGACUGGCCCUGCCAUGAAAAGAAGAAGAUCAAGAGGGCAUAUACCACAUCUCCCAUAAGAUUAUGGCAUACAGCUUGUGCCAGUGACGAAGGAGAAGUAAUUGUGUUUGGUGGGUGCGCCAAUAACCUCCUUGUCCAUCACAGAGCUGCACACAGUAAUGAAAUACUUAUAUUUUCAGUUCAACCAAAAUCUCUUGUAAGGCUAAGCUUAGAAGCAGUCAUUUGCUUUAAAGAAAUGUUAGCCAACUCGUGGAACUGCCUUCCAAAACACUUACUUCACAGUGUUAAUCAGAGGUUUGGUAGUAACAACACUUCUGGAUCUUAAGGCUUCAUAGAUAAUGCCUCUGAUCACCUUGCAUGGACAGCAAUUCUGUAAACAUCAGAGAGUGGCGUCGUUUGUACAAUUAUAUGCAUUGUUGUAGUUUGCAGCUUUUUGGUUUUAAUGUGCAUGUGAAUGGCCUAGAGAACCUAUUUUUGUGUCUAAAGUUUACAAUAAAUGUAUUUAACACCA